CUGUCAGUGCUCUUAACCCUCUCUCCAGCCCCAAUUCUGCUGAGUUGACUGCGAGUCCCACUCCGACUGUCAGCUUCGCCUUCAUCUCGGUAGAGCUUGUAUCUCCCACAGCUCCAGGAGCUCAGCCCUCCACCCCCCGAAACUUGGCCUCUGUACCUGCGGGAGGUUGGGCUCCAUCCCCAGGAUACAUCUUCAGGACAGUAGAUACCUUUGUUCAUGGUCAACUGAUGCCCACAGAAGAGCGGACCACCGAGUGUUCCUUGGCGGUUUCUGUAGAUCUGAUUUCCGUCCGGGACUGCUCGCCAUCCCCGCCCGCGGGGCUUCCUCCAGUUUAUGCUCUAACCAUUCUCCCGCGUGCGGACGGUCUGGCACAACGGAACUGAGGGAGCGAGUCUAGAGGCGCCCCGGAAGACAGUGCUCGCACACAUCCGGCAGGGCUGGCCUGUCUGACCGUUGACCCGGAAGCGCUUCUGGCAGCCGGUCGGGCUUCGGGAGCCCAUCAUGGUCUUCCUCACGACGCGGCUCUGGCUGCGGAACCGCCUCACCGAUCGCUAUUGGCGGGUUCAGGAGGUGCUGAAACACGCUCAGCAUUUUCGGGGAAGGAAGAAUCGCUGCUACCGCCUGGCCGUCAGGGCGGUGACCAGAGCCUUCGUUAAGUGUACGAAGGCCCGCAGACUUAAGAAGCGGAACCUGAGGACCCUCUGGAUUAAUCGAAUUACAGCUGCCUCCCAGGAACAUGGCUUAAAGUACCCAGCAUUCAUUGUCAACUUAAUUAAGUGCCAGGUGGAGCUCAACAGGAAAGUUCUUGUGGACCUGGCCAUCUAUGAACCAAAGACGUUUAAAUCUUUGGCUGCAUUGGCUAAGCGGAGGCAGCAGGAGGGAUUUGCUGCAGCUUUGGGGGAUGGAAAGGAGCCUGAAGGUAUCUUUUCCAGAGUGGUGCAGUACCACUGAAGGCUGCAGUGCUAUAGACUGUUAUAAACAAGAUAGGACCAAAAGGACUGUCACCAGUAAGUCUGAUUUGUAUUUAUUUACAUUUUAGCAACAGGCCUGAGACGACAGGUCUUUAUUCAGUGACACGGCCCCAAACUGUCCUGUAAAGAUUGUAUAAAUAAAGCCUUUGCAGUGUUGAA
Molecule: messenger RNA, 1130 nt
Organism: Mus musculus (house mouse)
Lineage: Eukaryota; Metazoa; Chordata; Mammalia; Rodentia; Muridae
Gene: Mrpl20
Product: mitochondrial ribosomal protein L20
Exons: 5
Coding region: 502-951 (149 amino acids)
Biological process (GO): translation
Cellular component (GO): mitochondrial large ribosomal subunit; ribosome; mitochondrial ribosome
Molecular function (GO): structural constituent of ribosome; rRNA binding
Source: RefSeq, marked validated